AUGCAGGGAGGGGCACUGCUGAAAGAGCUCAAACAUGGUUGCAAGAUGCCGUCCUUGAACACCCUCAAGAUGAAGCUGGACGAGGACCACCACAGGCACCUGGAGCACACAGCCUCGGUGGAAGAAGGGCUGACGAAAGUCCGCCGCUCGGCGCAGCAGAACAGUGAACUAGCUGACUUGCCGCCGCCAGCAGCAACCGCGGAGGCUCCGAAGAGGACACCGUACCCGCAGGCCGUGAGGGCGGAGGUGGAGGCCGCCAGAGCAGGUGCUUACCCGCCCGGCAGGGCCGAGGCGGACGCCCCGAACGGUCAGGCGGGCGGGCGGAAGUCCGUCCCCCCCGUGGCCGUGGCAGGCGCAGGGGGACGAAGUGAAGAUCAAGAAGCCCGUGGCCAAGCAGCUAGCAGUGCGCGGCUCCCAGCUGUCGCGGCGCUCUGCGGAUCACGGGAGAGGCACGGCGGCGCACGGCAUGAUGGGAUCGAAGGGCACGGCUGUACAUUCGAAGGGACGCCGUCAGAGAUCAGGUAG
Molecule: messenger RNA, 525 nt
Organism: Prorocentrum cordatum
Lineage: Eukaryota; Dinophyceae; Prorocentrales; Prorocentraceae
Source: the annotation of a GenBank genome assembly